AUGCCCGACUCGGAGUCGCAGCUGCAGCCCAUUGCGCACGAAGACUCGAUCGCGACCUCCGCCCCUGUCGCAAUUCGCUCCGCCUCCGUGUCCACCGCUGUCGAUUCCUCCCUCAGUCGCGACCCUAAGCUCAUCCCAACGAAUACCUCGUCGAGCUACCCUGGCGAUAAGAGAUCGAGACUUGGACAGGAGGAUGCCAAACUCGACUCCGGGCUGGAUCUGUCCAGCGCGACAGCCGUCGCCCACGACCCGCGAUUAAUCGAAUCGGACCACGCCAAUCCUGGCGUCAAUAGCUGGCGGUCGCUGCGCAGUAUACCGAGCAUUAUUGUGAAUGACACGGGGUCUCGCCCCGGCUCGCGCCCGGGGUCUCGUCCGGGAUCUCGCCCGGGCUCUAGAUGGUCAGAACGGAAAUUUGGGCUGCGGCCUAAGCGAUCAUCCGAGUUUGAUAGAAAAGGGGAGUCUCCGCCCCCCGUCCCUCAGAUCGAGGCCCCUUUCAAUGGGAUCUCCCUGGAUAUCCCCACCAGUUCUCUUGAUGGUCUAGGCCCACAGUCGAUGCGAUUCUCCAAGCGCGGAAGUCUCAUCAAGGAAGAACAGAGGCAGCAAUUGCAAAGGCAGUUGCAGCAGCACGAGGAAGAACAACAGCGACAACAACAGUCGCUAGAACAACAACAAUCUUCGGCAUCGCCACCCCCGCCGCCACCGGAGGAAGACGCAGCCUCGCAAGCGGAACAGCAAAGCGAGAAAGGGACCGAGAAGGAUACCCUGAAUUCAUCGCCCGUCCCUCCCCAAGAAUUGAGUGUUACCUCAACAGAAGCGUUAGAGCCUCCACAAAGACGCCCAAAGACUCGGGCAUCGCUCCGUGUCCGGCAGAGUGCUCUUGCAAGUAGGGCUAUAUCCGCGGACGAAGACAUGCUGUCCCGCCGGGUGAGGUUGAUGUACGAGAAGGGGAACGAGAAUGUGACAGACUCCGAGGUCGCGCAAGCAAUGGCCAUCGAAGAGGGUGUACUGUGGGAAGAAACGGCCCCAGCCAGCACUGAAACCUCUCGUCUGUCUGGUCUAAGCGUAUCUGGCGCGGAGUCAAAGAGCGCGGUAUCAUCUGUUGAUGCGGACAGCACGACGAACUGUACGAACCAACGCGAGGCGAACGAGCUGGCUGGUGGGAUUGAAUACUGGCAGAAUAUCAAGGCGGGAGACGUGGAUAGAUACGGGUUUAUUCGUUCCAUGACUUCCAAUUCCAUUGAAGGCAUGGAACACAGCCCGAUCCAACGGGUCUCGACCAGUCUGCUGUUAGCUGCGGAGACGCCUCGACGGAAACACACCAUCCGGCCGCCAUCGGCUCUCGCGAGCAACCGCUCAUUCAUCGGCCGGUCCCCGACGAGGAAGUUAUCCGAGCACUCCAUUCGUCCAUCUUCAUCACAGAGCACAUAUAGUUCACCCUUGCGGAGGUCGACCUCAAGGUUCCGCCAGGCGGCGAACUUCCUUCCCCAUAACCGGGACCGUCGGUUCAAAGACGAGGCGGCCGACAUGCUUACGAUGCCGGAGGAUCUCAACAAGGUCGAUACCCCCGCCGCCCGCGCCGCGCGGAAGAAGGAGUGGCAGCGCGAGGACAAAUGGACCAAGAUGGCCAAGCCGACGAGGAGGAGCAAAGAUGGGGGAGGCAUGACGUUCGAGUUCGACACGCACAGCUCCAAACUUGUCGAGCGCACCUGGAAGGGUAUUCCAGACCGGUGGAGAGCAACCGCGUGGUAUUCUUUCCUGGAAUCGAGUGCCAAGCAACGCAGCAACAGCCCAUCCGAGGAGGAGCUCAUUGAAGCUUUCCACGAAUUUCAGCUCGUCUCUUCGCCUGACGAUGUCCAGAUUGAUAUCGACGUCCCGAGAACGAUAACAAGCCAUAUCAUGUUCCGCCGGCGCUAUCGUGGCGGACAGCGGUUGUUGUUUCGCGUGCUCCACGCCAUGUCGUUGUACUUUCCGGACACAGGGUACGUUCAGGGCAUGGCGGCACUCGCUGCAACUCUGCUUGCGUACUAUGACGAAGAGCAUGCAUUCAUCAUGCUCGUUCGGCUGUGGCAGCUUCGCGGGCUAGAGCGGCUGUAUCAGUCCGGGUUCUCUGGUCUUAUGGAGGCGUUAGGUGAUUUCGAGCGAGAUUGGCUGGCCAAAGGCGAAGUUGCCAGCAAACUAAAUGAACUUGGAAUCCCGCCUACCGCAUACGGCACUCGCUGGUACUUGACGCUGUUCAACUACUCGAUCCCGUUCCCGGCUCAACUCCGCGUAUGGGAUGUAUUCAUGCUUCUCGGGGAUCCACAAGACUUCCAGCUCAACGGAAAGACUGCCGACACCGAAGUAUCUACGAGUAGUUUCGGCAAAGGCUUUGACGUUUUGCACGCAACAUCCGCCGCGCUGAUUGACGGUAUGCGCGAGAUUAUCCUCGAGUCGGACUUUGAAAACGCAAUGAAAGUCCUUACCAGCUGGGUCCCAAUCCGAGACGUGGAGCUAUUCAUGCGUGUCGCCAAAGCAGAAUGGAAAGUCCACCGUCGAAAAAAGUUCCACAAAGAGUGA
Aspergillus terreus NIH2624 is the source of this 2556-nucleotide messenger RNA. Its product is annotated as putative TBC domain protein. Bases 1 to 2556 code for a protein of 851 amino acids. The record is from RefSeq and is a predicted model, not a curated record. The transcript is spliced from 2 exons. Lineage: Eukaryota; Fungi; Ascomycota; Eurotiomycetes; Eurotiales; Aspergillaceae.